AGGAACAAUCUAUGUAAUCUGUGCUUUUGUAUAGAAUACUUGAAAAACACAGAAGAAGAAGAAGAAUGGGAGGAGGAGUGAAGGGAAUUGUGUUAGACGCCUCGGCAUUGUUGGCCGCCACCGUCGACGGCGAUGGAAAUGGAUCAUCGGCUUCUCUUCGUCCCGGAGCUGAAUAUCUGCUCCGCAAGCUUCGAUACUCCAAAAUCCCCACUGGAAUAUCUUAUGCAGAAGGCCUUUCCGCACUUGAGGUGAACCUUCUUCAAGAUAAAGCGAAACUAUAUUCCUUUGAUUGUUUCGUCUUGAAGUCUUCAACAACUGAUGACUUAGUGCAAGAAACUUCUCUGGUGUGGGGUGACAAUGAAGGAAGCUUUAUGUACAUCAUUUCUGAUUAUAAAAAGGAGCCCUUUCUCAGCCUCAAUAAUACUAAUUGGGUUACUGUCAUUCUACGAUCUCCUGGACAAGAAUCAGAUAAUGAUGUCAAAUGUGCUACUAGAAGUGAAAUUCCAAGCACAGUUUUCAUUAACAAACUUGAAGAGGUGCCCUUUACCAUCUGCCUUUUUAAUAAAAAGGCAAUAGGAAAGGAAGUUUUGGUAGUUGGUUAUUUGAUGAAGCCUUCCCGUGAAGAAGAUUUUGCCAAGAGAGGUGCAUUCCCCUUGAAACCUACACAGAAUGGGUUAAUUUUCGUGCCCCUUAAUUAUGAGCUCCCCAUAUCAUCUCAGAUAGAAAACAUUGAUGGAGUUCUUCAUAAAGCAACUGAUGAGAUUAUAGCAGCAGAAAUGAGCAGUUCAUCUGAUUUUGCAAAUAGAGUAGUGUUCACAAAGGGCAUGCAAGAAUUGCAAAGGUGUACUGAAUGCCAUCCUAACUGCAGUGUGAUUGAUCCAUUUAAUAACAUCCACUCAAUUAUGGAUCGGCUGAAAAUCCAGCAACUUCUUCUUGGCUUGGAAAACCUUAAUUCAGAAGGCCACCCUAAAAUCAGGGGUCCCCAUUUUCUCAAGCUCAAUAGCUUUGGUGAGUCCCAAUUGGAAAAGAGAUUAGCAGAUGCUAAGCUGUGCCUUCCAACUAUUGUUAAACCGCAGGUUGCUUGUGGUGUAGCAGAUGCUCACAGUAUGGCCAUUGUCUUUAAAGUUGAUGACUUCAAAGACCUCAAUGUUCCUCUUCCAGCUGUUGUGCAGGAAUAUGUGGAUCAUUCAUCUACUUUGUAUAAAUUCUAUGUCUUGGGGAAGAAGGUUUUCUAUGCAGUUAAGAAGUCUACACCUAAUGCAGACACCUUGAUGAAAUUAUGCGACAGAAAUGGGUUCAAGCCAUUGCUGUUUGACAGCUUAAAAUCUCUGCCGAUUGAUAAAGAGAAUGCACAUUCUGGAGAUACAAGUGAUAAGGGCAUUGAUCUUCAACUUGUGACUGAUGCCGCAAAUUGGCUCAAGAGAACAUUAGACCUCACCAUCUUAGGCUUCGACGUUGUGAUCCAGGAAGGCACCGGUGACCAUGUCGUUGUGGAUGUAAACUACCUGCCAUCAUUCAAAGAAGUUCCCGAUGACAUCGCCAUACCUGCAUUUUGGGAAGCAAUAAGGGAUAAGCUAGAUCUGAACUCAACUUCAGCUUCAUAGUUUUCAAGCACACAUUUUGUUUCUCUGAAACCUAGCUGGCUAAAUAUCUAAUAAUUGCAAAAUACGCCAUUUUGUUGUAAUACGGGCAUGAUUUCUAUGUUUGUCUGCUGUCAUUUUGUUGUACAAUCUCAACUCUACUCUGUAAAACAUGUAUGAAACUUGUUCAAGACUGUUGUUUCAUUUA
Messenger RNA from Ipomoea triloba (trilobed morning glory), 1788 nucleotides. Its product is annotated as inositol 1,3,4-trisphosphate 5/6-kinase 4. The coding region runs from base 66 to 1604 and encodes 512 amino acids. Gene Ontology annotation, cellular component: cytoplasm. Gene Ontology annotation, biological process: inositol trisphosphate metabolic process. The record is from RefSeq and is a predicted model, not a curated record. NCBI's taxonomy places the organism in Eukaryota, Viridiplantae, Streptophyta, Magnoliopsida, Solanales, Convolvulaceae. The transcript is spliced from 13 exons. Gene Ontology annotation, molecular function: ATP binding; magnesium ion binding; inositol-3,4,5,6-tetrakisphosphate 1-kinase activity.